This is a messenger RNA of Choloepus didactylus (southern two-toed sloth), 5483 nucleotides long. It is a transcript of the gene PHF2, whose product is annotated as PHD finger protein 2. The record is from RefSeq and is a predicted model, not a curated record. The transcript is spliced from 22 exons. Gene Ontology annotation, biological process: protein demethylation; regulation of transcription by RNA polymerase II. The coding region runs from base 393 to 3623 and encodes 1076 amino acids. Lineage: Eukaryota; Metazoa; Chordata; Mammalia; Pilosa; Megalonychidae. Gene Ontology annotation, molecular function: transcription coregulator activity; histone demethylase activity.
GGCCGCGCGGCGGCCGGGGGCGCCCUUCGGUGGGGGCCGCGGCUCCCCGCCGCCCGCCCGCCCGCCCGCGCCCCGGCCCCGCCGCCCCCGCGCGCGCCCAUCUCCCCUUUGUGUCCCCGAGCCCCGGAGCCUCGCUCGGCGCCGGCCGGGCCCCGCGGCCUCCGCGCGCGGCCGAUCGCGCGGGCGGCAUUGUGUGGCCGGGCCCGGCGGCCGGGGCGCGCAGGCGGCGCCCGCGCCCUCCCCCUCCCGCGGCGGCGGAGGCGGCGCCCGGGCCCUCUUCCCGCCCGCCGCGGCCCGAGCGGGCCCCGAGUCCCGCGGCCAGCGGGCUCGAGCGCAGCGGCGGGCGGCCGGAGCGCGGGGAGGCGGCGCGGGGAGGCGGCGGCGCGGCGAACAUGGCGACGGUGCCUGUGUACUGCGUCUGCCGGCUCCCCUACGACGUGACCCGCUUCAUGAUCGAGUGCGACGCCUGCAAGGACUGGUUCCACGGCAGCUGUGUUGGGGUGGAAGAGGACGAGGCGCCAGACAUCGACAUAUACCACUGCCCGAACUGUGAGAAAACCCACGGGAAGUCCACUCUGAAAAAGAAGCGGAACUGGCACAAACACGACCCGGGGCAGACGCCAGAUGUCAAGCCGGUGCAGAAUGGCAGCCAGCUCUUCAUCAAGGAGCUGCGGAGCCGGACCUUUCCCAGUGCGGAAGACGUGGUGGUCCGUGUGCCAGGCAGUCAGCUCACACUGGGCUACCUGGAGGAGCAUGGCUUCACCGAGCCCAUCCUCGUCCCCAAGAAAGAUGGGCUGGGCCUGGCUGUCCCGGCCCCCACCUUCUACGUCAGCGACGUUGAGAACUAUGUGGGACCCGAGCGCAGCGUGGACGUGACAGAUGUCACCAAGCAGAAGGAUUGCAAGAUGAAGCUGAAGGAGUUUGUGGACUAUUACUACAGCACCAACCGGAAGCGGGUCCUCAACGUCACCAACCUCGAGUUCUCUGACACCAGAAUGUCCAGCUUCGUGGAACCCCCUGACAUUGUGAAAAAACUGUCUUGGGUAGAAAACUACUGGCCUGAUGAUGCUUUGCUGGCUAAGCCCAAAGUGACCAAGUACUGCCUGAUCUGUGUGAAGGACAGCUACACCGACUUCCACAUCGAUUCAGGAGGUGCCUCUGCCUGGUACCAUGUGCUCAAGGGCGAGAAGAUCUUCUAUCUCAUCAAGCCAGCCUCGGCCAACAUCUCCCUGUAUGAACGCUGGCAAUCAGCCUCCAACCACAGUGAGAUGUUCUUUGCCGACCAGGUGGACAAAUGCUACAAGUGCACCAUCAAACAGGGCCAGACGCUCUUCAUCCCGUCAGGCUGGAUCUACGCCACACUCACCCCUGUGGACUGCCUGGCCUUUGCAGGACAUUUCCUCCACAGCCUGAGCGUGGAGAUGCAGAUGAGAGCUUAUGAAGUGGAAAGAAGGUUGAAACUUGGCAGCCUGACUCAGUUUCCAAACUUCGAAACGGCCUGUUGGUACAUGGGGAAGCAUCUGCUCGAGGCAUUCAGAGGUUCUCACAAAUCUGGGAAGCAGCUGCCGCCUCAUUUAGUCCAAGGAGCUAAAAUUCUCAAUGGUGCUUUCAGAUCAUGGACUAAAAAACAGGCUUUGGCAGAGCACGAGGAUGAGCUCCCGGAGCACUUCAAGCCUGCACAGCUCAUCAAAGACCUUGCCAAAGAGAUCAGGCUCAGCGAGAACGCCUCUAAGGCCGUCCGGCCAGAUGUGAGUGCAGCCGUGUCCUCCGACGAGAUCUGUGAUGUGGACAGGGAGCGGGAAGAGCCUCCCUCGCCCCUCGAAGCCACCCCGCCUCGGUCUGUCCUGGAAAAGGUGUCUAAAAAAAAGACCCCCAAAACUGUGAAGAUGCCCAAGCCAUCUAAAAUUCCCAAGCCCCCCAAGCCCCCGAAACCCCCCAAAACGCUGAAGAUCAAGGACGGGGGCAAGAAGAAAGGGAAGAAGUACAAGGAGACGGCCUCGCCCACCAUCCCCAACCUGGACCUGCUCGAGGCCCACACGAAGGAGGCGCUGACCAAAAUGGAGACGCCCAAGAAGGGCAAGGCUCCAAAGAGCGUUCUGAGCAUGCCCAAUAAGGACCCGGUUAAUAAGCAAAACGACGUGGAGAGGCUGGAAAUCCGCGAGCAAACCAAGAGCAAGUCAGAGGCCAAGUGGAAGUACAAGAACAGCAAACCGGACUCCUUACUGAAAAUGGAGGAGGAGCAGAAGUUGGAAAAGUCUCCGCUGUCAGGAAACAAGGACAACAAAUUUUCAUUUUCCUUCUCUAACAAGAAACUCUUGGGCUCCAAGACUCUCAAGCCCCAGGCGAGCCCUGGUGUGUUCGGGGCCUUGCACAACUUCAAGGAGGACAAACCCAAGCCGGUGCGGGAUGAAUACGAAUACGUGUCAGAUGACGGGGAGCUUAAGAUCGAUGAGUUUCCCAUCAGGAGAAAGAAAAACACAUCAAAAAGGGAUUUAUCUUUCUUGUUGGAUAAGAAAGAGAUUCUCCACACGCCGGUCAAGAAGCCCAAGCUUGAUUCAGUGUUAUACAAGCCCAGUGACGACUCCUCUGAUGAGGGGUCCCUGCACAUUGACACGGAUGCCAAGCCCAGCCGCAACGCCAAAGUCAAGAAGGAGAGCGGGAGCUCGGCGGCAGGGAUCCUGGACCUGCUCCAGGCCAGUGAAGAGGUCGGCGCACUUGAGUAUAACCCCAACAGCCAGCCCCCGGCCUCCCCCAGCACGCAGGAAGCAAUUCAGGGGAUGCUGUCCAUGGCCAACCUGCGGGCCUCCGACUCCUGCCCGCAGGCCGCCUGGGGCGCUGGCCAGGCCCGGGCCAGCUCCCUGGCCGCCCACGGCCCCAGGAAGAGUGCGGGGAGGCGGCUGCUGAAGAGGACCAGGAGCAGCGAGGCCCCGGAUCCCUACGAGGAGGAGCAGGACCACCUGGGCGCCUGCUUCAAGGACUCGGACUACGUCUACCCCUCUCUGGAGUCGGACGACGACAACCCUGUCUUCAAGUCCCGAUCCAAGAAGAGGAAAGGCUCGGAUGACGCCCCGUACAGCCCCACAGCAAGGCUCGGGCCGUCGGUGCCAAGGCAGGACAGGCCGGUGCGCGAGGGGACCAGGGUGGCUUCCAUCGAGACGGGCCUGGCAGCCGCUGCAGCCAAACUCUCCCAGCAGGAGGAGCAGAAAAGCCGGAAGAAAAAGAGCACCAAAAAGAAGCCGACUCCCACCACCUCCCCCACACCCCCGGCCUCCACGUCCUCCACGGCCUCAGCCUCCACCCCCUCAGCGGGCACCGCCUCGGCCAGCAGCCAGGCCUCUCAGGAGAGCAGCUCCCCCGAGCCGCCGCCUGAGGUGCCCAGCAGCAGCCUGGUGGACCACGAGUACACGGCCGGGCCAGGCACCUUGGCAGGGACAGUGGCCGGCCGUGCCUCCCAGCCCAUGGCCCCAGGCGUCUUCCUCACGCAGAGGCGGCCCUCGGCCUCGUCUCCCAACAGCAACAGCAGCGCUGCCAAAGGAAAACGUACCAGAAAAGGCAUGGCCACUGCCAAGCAGAGGCUUGGGAAAAUUUUGAAAAUUCAUCGGAAUGGGAAGCUGCUCCUUUAAAGCUUGGAAAGCCAGGAUCCUCUGCUCCACUCAGGACCCCCCUGGAGCUCUGCUAAAAACAUCAGCCCUGCCUCCUGGAGGACUGUGGCCUUGCUGCCUCAUCCUGGGGAGGGUCUCGCUUCCUCCUGACCACCGUCCCUCCCAGACGAGGAUCCGUACCUUGAGCAGGCAGUGUGCCGAGCACGGCUGUCCCUCGUUGUGAACACAGACGUCCUGCUUUCUCCAGUUGCUGAGAGCGACUGGCUCCCGAAAGGCUGCCCUGCUAGUUGGAGGACCUUGUCGGCUUCGGAACAGUCUCCAGGCCCCUCUGGAGCAUGGGUGUGAUUGCAGGGUUCCUGCAGCUCUGCUGGGACCACGAGUCCUUCAAGGAAGGAAGUGUGAGCCAGAGCUCACCAGGUCCAGAGUCUGAGCUGGUCAUGGGCUGGUAGCCUCCAGAGGCUUAAAAAAAGGCAAAGAACACCAGAGAGAAAGAGAAAAAGAGGGGUGUUUAUUUAUUCCUCUUCUCUUCCAGAGUGACUCUCAGUCAAGUCCAGAGAGCAUGAGGCCCCAAAAGGAGCGGGGCUUCUCCAUCCCCCGGCAGGUGGGAUGGCAGAUGGUUGGUGGGGUUGUGACCGGAAUGCACCGGUGGCAGGGGGCCGUCACGGGGUCCCCGGGGAAGGGCAUGGGCUCAGCCGUGUCUCGGGUCCCCAGGACCCAGGCUAAGCCACGUGGGUGGGCCCUGUCCAGUCCGGAUGGCCAGACUCCUGCAGAAGCACUUCUCAGCCGUGGCCCCCUGCCCUGGACUGGCGUGGCCAGCACAGUGACAGGGCGGCCGAGGACAAAUGGCCUAGACAUUUCUGUCUUUUCACAUGUUAGCAUUUGGUAUCGAGUGCAUGGAAUGUACCGGAACGGUGUGUCCGCCAUCGACAUGGAGGGGCUGGAUUUGUUUCUCAGGCAAUCCUGUAUUUUAAUUUUAGAUGUAUUUCCCGAAGCAUAUUUUUCAUAGAAUGUAGCAUGUAAAUAGCUUUUUAAAUAACUUCUUUUUUAUAAGAGUAAGAGUAUCUUUAGGAAUUUCUUUCUAUAGAGUACUUCAUUAACAUUUAUACAAGUUUUUUGCCAAGUAUGAUAAAUAGUUGGGUUCCAAUGCUUUUUCUCUUUUCUUUUUAUUAUUAUUAUAUUAUUUCCUUUUAGGAACUAAGGUAUUGCCUGAAAAACAAAGUGAUGUGUGUGCAGCCUUACACUCUUUCGAAGCAAACAGUACACAAAAGAUCUCUUUCAGACACAUGUUGAAGACGAGUCUUCAACUCGAAUACCAGCUCUUUGUUUUCCUUCUUGUACGAUGAGGGGGUUGGGGAAGACAGUUAUUUUACUAGCACCUUGUGAAGUGUUUCUGUGUUUUGUGAUGAUGUAAUUUAUUAAUGUUUGUAGCUUUUUAUAUUUGUACAUUUCUUACGAGCUUUGUUUAUAUACCCGUUACCUGGGUGUUACGUCCACAAGAAGAAACAGCUGUACGGAGGCCUUAUCAACUCCCGUCUGUCCCAUCAGGAGGACCAGGUCCCAGGGGCCAGCGGCUGGGCGGGGAGCAUCUCACGGGCUCCCAGACUUCCUCAGAACAGGGGUUUUUAAAGUUUCCUCUCCCCCGUCCUCGUUGAACAUUUAUAUAAUCUAACCCGGGCAUCAAGCUGUUCUCUCUCUCUCUUUCUUUUUUUAUUUUAUUUUAUUAUUAUUAUUUUGGCAACAUGUACAUUUCUAACAAAAUUUAUCGUGGCUAUUAAAGUGUUUUAUUUCCCAAUUCAUAUUACUCUUGUAUUGUCCAUGAGGUCUAAGGCAACUUGGAUCAAAGUUUUAAAGAAGUAAAGCUAUUUCAGGUUUUGUACAGAA